AUGCAAGUCAGAAAUAUUCAGAACAUAGCACCGAGUCUAACUGACAAGAGUAUAAAGAUAUACUAUGAACAUGUUAUGAUGAAACCAACCAAAAUUCAAGAAAGUCAGUAUACUUAUGAAUAUCCAAGACACUGGGUAGAGUAUGUAGGAGGUGAGAAAGCUAUUGAAAUAAGACAAGUUAGAAGUAUUCCAGCAGGAAGAACAAUAUUAUUGAAGAACUUUAAUGUUUUGAGGUAUAAUGAUGAAACAAAGAAGCAAGAUAUUUUUCCUGUUGCUGUGUAUGUGAACUUAGAUACAGGAGAUGACAUGAAAGUUUUUAAUACAAAGCUUCAAACGGUAGUGAGAGAACAACUUACUGCGGAAGGACAUCCAUUACCUUCAGAAGUUACCAUAGCAUAUAAUUUUGAAACAAACUCAAUAGAUUUUAAAGUCGUCUCUGCAAAGAAGUCAGGUUUUACAUUUAAUGAAGCAGAUGUAUAUUCGAAUGAAAACUUCAAAGCUAUUGCAUGGUUAGAUAAUGACGAUUGCUUUAAGAAAAUAUUUAAAUACAGUGACUCAACGAUGUCAAUAGAUGACCUUCGUGGAAUGUUACCAUCGACGUUUACAGUUGAAGGUUCAGCAGGAUU
Trichomonas vaginalis G3 is the source of this 626-nucleotide messenger RNA. RefSeq lists its product as uncharacterized. The annotation marks the transcript as partial. The transcript has a single exon. NCBI's taxonomy places the organism in Eukaryota, Parabasalia, Trichomonadida, Trichomonadidae. The record is from RefSeq and is a predicted model, not a curated record.